CCCUAAAGCUAUCUCCAACUUUGGCUCUAUAUAAACUGCCCAUGCAUACUCCUAUUCUCCAAAUCUAGUCCAGCUAUUACAUACAUACCUUCCCAUAAUAUACAGACUAAUUAAUUUCUCUUUAUUUUCUCUACUAUACAACAUUAUGUCCGGAGUGUGGGUGUUCAAGAACGGUGUGGUCCGCCUCGUGGAGAACCCUGGGGCGGACUCGAUUGAGCGAGGACAAAGAAAGGUACUAGUCCAUCUCCCUACGAACGAAGUUAUCACUUGUUACGAACAACUCGAGACAAAGCUCUUGAGUUUAGGUUGGGAACGUUACUAUGAUGAUCCUGAUCUUCUACAAUUCCAUAAACGUUCAACUGUUCACUUGAUUUCUUUGCCUAAGGAUUUUCGCAAGUUUAAGUCCAUGCAUAUGUUUGAUAUUGUUGUCAAGAAUCGUAACAUGUUUGAAGUCAGAGACAUCAACUGUUAAUUUAGUUGUUUUCUUUCUUUUUUUAUAAUUACUUUUAUUUUUUUGAAUUUGGAUUAAUUUGUGAGUGUUUUGAUUGUGUUUAAUUGAUUAACUAGCUAGGUUAGAGAAGCUAUAGCUAGUUGAUUAUUACUGUUAUUGUGUAUAGUUAAACUAUGUAUAGAGUGAUUAUGGUUGUGUUAAAUUUAAGUUGAUUUAUGUGGAUUUAGUAAUCACAGUUAUUGUUAUUCAA
Molecule: messenger RNA, 701 nt
Organism: Chenopodium quinoa (quinoa)
Lineage: Eukaryota; Viridiplantae; Streptophyta; Magnoliopsida; Caryophyllales; Amaranthaceae
Product: flowering-promoting factor 1-like protein 3
Exons: 1
Coding region: 146-472 (108 amino acids)
Biological process (GO): regulation of flower development
Source: RefSeq, a predicted model, not a curated record